Molecule: messenger RNA, 990 nt
Organism: Leishmania braziliensis MHOM/BR/75/M2904
Lineage: Eukaryota; Euglenozoa; Kinetoplastea; Trypanosomatida; Trypanosomatidae
Product: putative transcription elongation factor
Exons: 1
Coding region: 1-990 (329 amino acids)
Biological process (GO): DNA-templated transcription
Cellular component (GO): nucleus
Molecular function (GO): zinc ion binding; nucleic acid binding
Source: RefSeq, a predicted model, not a curated record
AUGUCGGAAUUCGUCCAGCCACCUGCACCAUCCGAGGCGCGGCCGCCGAGUCCUCCGCGUCUGCCGGAUGCACCGAUGGAUUCUGCGUCGCCAUCGCCAGUAUCGCAAGAAAUACAGAACGCAUCUGCCUCCUCGGUGGCGAAGCGCCCACGCGUCUCUGAACCUAUUACGCACUUUCUGACCCCCUCUUCUCUCAGUGGCUUCAGCCAUAGCAACAGCACUGUGUCGCCCUCAACUGCGGCUUUGGCGGCGGUGGAAAGCGGCGGUGACCUCGAUGCCGAUACCGAAUCAGCCUCGCCGAAGCAAGCGAGGGUGGAAAGCGUGUCUACCACCCCGAGGUCUCCGUACAGCAACCUGCCGCGCAAAAUCCCCCGCAAGACACCCGCCGUCACCCCCACCUCGUCCGUUGCAACACCCACGCUUGUCACGCCUCCUAUUGCCUCCCCCGCAUCUCCUCCACACAUAUCGGCAUCUAGCCCGUCACCCACUGCAAAGAGGGCCACGCUGCAUCAGCGGUGGGCGGCGUUGCUGCAUGAUGCGCUCAUGAAGGAGAGACAGUCGCAAGAAUCCGAAGGGGUGCUGGAGCUGUGCAUGCGUAUCGUGGAGGCGAUUCCAGGCGAUACGGAGCAAAUCAAAGACACGUUUCAAACGCUGCUGUUCAGCAUCAAGGACUCCAAGAACGGCGAGCUACGGCGGAAAGUUGUGGAGGGAGAACUACUGGUGGAGCGCCUCGUCACGAUGGAUGACCGUGAGUUGGCCAAUCCGGAGCUGCGCAAGCAGAUCGAAGAAAAGAUGGAGGAGCGCUCCAAAGACACAAACCUCAGCGAGAUUCGGAAGGCAAUGCGGACGAGCAACUCGACACUCUUCAAAUGCCACGUCUGCGGCGCCCGAGACUCCUCCUGGGAGCAGCGGCAGACGCGCUCGGGCGAUGAGCCGAUGACGGUGAUCAUCACGUGCAACAAGUGCAGCACACAGUGGCGCAAGUAUUAA